This is a messenger RNA of Podarcis lilfordi (Lilford's wall lizard), 13699 nucleotides long. Lineage: Eukaryota; Metazoa; Chordata; Lepidosauria; Squamata; Lacertidae. The record is from the annotation of a GenBank genome assembly.
CUUCCCCCGUUGCCUAGGUUACUCGUUUUCGCAGGAAAAUACGGCGCUGGCAGAGGAGGGCGUUAACCGAUUCGCGAGGCUGAAGAGGAUGAAUGGCCGAGAGUCAUAGAGAUAAAAAUAUAGAGCAACUCACUCCAACACAGAUUUGGAACUUGCAGGGUAUAUUUUUCUCCUUUUCAUCCCCGCUCAGAGCUACCCAUAGAAGACAGCAGGCAGAGCCAGGAUAUUAGCGUAAGUCGUGACUGGGGUGCGGGGAGUGUCUUAGGGCGGCCCUGCCGUGUAGCCCAUCGUUCAAACUGCUGAUCAGAUGGUGGCGCUGAGGUUUAAUGUGCAUUUACAGGUAACGCCUUUCCCUGCCAAACGCCCCUUAUUAGCCUAGCCUCUCCCAACCUGCGCCCUCCCGGGUUAAGUUCUAGGGUUGCCACCUUUGUUCUGCCAAAAUCCAGGAUAGGGCGGAGGCGUUGUGGCGAUUUUCUUUUCCACCCGGUGCUGAAAUGACUUCAAAAGCAAUCCUUUGCGAUUGUCUUCUAACCGAAUGGCUGCUCUGAAAUUUGACACAUCCCCCCCCCCCCGCAAUAAAUAAGAUCCGAGUUGGAAAGAGGAAGGGCUCCUGCUUUCUUUUGCUUUAGCAGAACGCGCCCUGCCUGCAAAAAAAAGAAAGGGUGCUCUAAAAUCCUGUAUUUGUUCCAUUGCUUUCUAUGAGCAGCUCAAAAAAAAAAGCAUCACGAAAAACUCGGAAGUUGCAAAGCACGUGCGGCUCUAUUUAUUCUAAGUCUACCGCGAAGAAAGGGGCCAGCUGAGCGGUCGCGUGCGAAGAAGGCGGGGCCAGGCCAGCCCCUUUCUCCUCUUAUUGGCGGGGGUGGAGGCGCGUAGGGACUGGACGGUGGCCUGCGGGGCGCAUUUAUGUUGCGGAAUCGCGCUUUCGCGAAGCGGGUGAGGCGAAGAAGAGCUGUUUCUGGGCUUUCGCUUGGAGGGCGGGAAGGAGGAGAGGAAUCGCCACCCUGAAACCUGCCUUGGGUGGGAAGCUUUGAGGCAGGUGGCUCCCCUUGUUUUCUGAUAGCGCUUUUGCCUGUAUGCCUUUAAAAAGUAACCCUCCCCCUCCCCAAAGAGAAAAGGCUAAAACUGAUUUCCAAGGGUGCUCAGCUUUUAUUUUAUUUUAUUUUUUGAAAAGGCUUAACAAUAGGUUGCAGUGUGAACUUUGGGGAACCAACAGCCCACUUUUGUCAAAAGCACCUUGGGUACCAUUCUGUGAUUCUGUACCAGUAGUUCCCAACCCUUUUUUGGCCAUGCCCCACCUAAGCAUCUUUAAAAUCCUGAUGCGCCCCCCUCCCGAUUGACAUAUAAUUUUUAUUAUAUGUCAAGGGGGGGCUAUUCACGUGGAGGAAGCCUAAAAGACCAUGAACUGUUAAUAACUCAUUCUUGAAUUGCCCCCCCUUAAAAAUCAAAUUGCCCCCCUGUGGGGCGUGUGCCCCACGUUGGGAACUACGGUUCUGUACCAAGUUGCUGACAUCCUGAAUCCGGAGCAGCUGCCUUAGUCUGCUUUUGCUGACAGUUGUUAUAGCAUAAGAUGGAGGAGUCGUGGCUUUCUGUAAAACCGCUUUCAGGGGUUUGUUUUUUCUUCUACACUCAAGGGGCCUAUAAAUUCUGUGAAAUAAAAUAAAAUAGCAAAGCUCUCCAGUGCCAUAGCUCAGGGGUAAGAGCAUCUGCUUGCCUGCAGAAGGCGCCUAGUUCAGUCACCAGCAUCUCCAGAUAGCAUGUCCCCUAGCCAGCUGUACCUAUUCUUCUCAUUUUAUUUAUGCCCAACCUUUCCUCCAAGGAGCUCAAGGUGACAUACAUAGUUCUCUCCAUAGUUCUCUCUCAGUGGGUGAAUGGCCCAAGGUUACCCAGUGAGCUUCAUGAGGAUUCCAGGUCCUAGUCCAACACUCUAACCACUACACCACACUGGCUCAUUUGCCCUCCAAAUGUUUUGACCAACUGUGCUGGCUUGAACUUUUGAGCAUAGAUGUGCAAACUAGGGUUGGAAAGGCUGGCCCUAAGCCCCUGUGACCAAAACAGUCACAUGCUGCUUCCCAUCUGCUUUCUUCCCCUUUCCCCUGUUGUUUCCUGCUGUCAAAAUUUAGAAUAUGUUUUCUGUAGCUGUGUGAAAAGUAGAGGUGGCAGCUAAUUGCGACCAGUGGGUUGAGUGCAGGGAUCAUUUACUUAGGAAGCUUAACAAAUAAACGUGUUUUCCAUGUUCUUGGAGAGAGGCGCGAUGAAGCAGAGUGAGACAAUUAAAAAUCACAGUUUGUACAGAGCCAUUUUUAUAACAUAGAAUUCUUUAUAGGGAACACAGCAGGCUACUGAUAGGAAAAUGUAAUAAUUUGCUUACUUUAUGUUCUGUAACAGGGAUGUCAACACCCCUCUUCACACCCAAAAAGAACUCACUAAUGUCACCAAAAUAAAACUUUGCCACACCAAGUUCAGAUACCAUGGGGUACAAAUAGCCAGAAACCUCAAUAAAUUGUACCUCCACAACUACAAGCCCCUGUGGCGACAAAUUAACAAAGACCUAAAGAGAUGGAACAACAUGAAUUUCAUUCUCUCAGACAAAAUAGCCAUGAUCAAAAUGAUCACCCUUCCAAAACUAACCUACCUAUUCCAAACCCUCCCAAUCUGGAUUUCCCCAACCCAACUCCGCAGAUGGCAGAGAAAACUACACUCUUUUAUCUUCUCACAUAAAAAACCCAAGAAUAAGCCCCAAAUACCUGCACCUCCCCACCUCAGAAGGAGGAUGGGGAAUCCCCAACAUAGAAGCAUAUUACAUUGCCAACCAAAUACGCCAUAUAAUCCCAUAUAUACUAGAAGAUGAGACAAAACAAUGGAUACACCUAGAGAGGGACAAAAUUGAAAAUACUUGCACCACAUCAUACCCACUCUUCCGAAACAAACUAAGGAAAAUUCCCACAACACUUAGCAGGUACACACAGACCAUGCUCAAAGCAUGGAAAACAAAUAGGCAAACUAUCCCCAACCCCAUCCCCCCUAAUUCCCUGGCGUGCCACUCAUUAUUCCACCAUGCAGCACAAAACCUCCAGAUAAAAACCUGGAAAACUUAAGGCUUAUAUCGCCUAAUAGACUUCUAUAAAAAUAACAAACCUUUGUCAACACAAGAAAUACAGAACAAACUAGAAGACACCCAAAUGCCCUGGUUAGCACAACACCCACUUAAACAUGCCCACUUAAACAACCCAGCAGUAAAAUCAGCAGCAACUAGGCCCCUGACAACCUUCAAAAACCUCCUCCUAACAACCAAGGGACACGGUAAAAGGAUGGUAUCUGCAAUAUACAAAAUACUACUCCAAAUUCCCACGAACCCCCUGGACGCAAUCAAAAAACAAUGAGAGGAUAACAUAGGCUAUGAGAUUAACCCCACUCAAUGGACCAAAAUGUGGUCUAACCCCCCCCCCUUUAAAUCCAUAUAAACGAAAAGAAAAGAACUCACUCUGAAACUCACCUACAGGUGGUACCUAACACCAAGAAAACUAGCACUAAUACGCCCAGGAACCUCACCAAAAUGCUGGAGAGGGUGCACCUCCACAGGCACAUACCUCCACAUGUGGGAGUGCCCCAAAAUCCAACUAUUCUGGGCAACAGCCAUACGAGAAAUAUGUAAAAUAACUAAGCAAGUAUUAAAAAUCACCCCAGAAUUGGCCCUACUAAACAUCUUCCAAGACAAAAAUGCUCAUGUGCAGUCCACCCACCCCACGCACACUCCUCCUCUCUCCAAUGGCAAUGGGUAGAUCACUGCCAAUUUUUUUAUGUUGUUGUUGUUUAGUCGUUUAGUUGUGUCCGACUCUUUGUGACCCCAUGGACCAGAGCACGCCAGGCACUCCUGUCUUCCACUGCCUCCCGCAGUUUGGUCAAACUCAUGCUGGUAGCUUCGAGAACACUGUCCAACCAUCUCGUCCUCUGUCGUCCCCUUCUCCUUGUGCCCUCCAUCUUUCCCAACAUCAGGGUCUUUUCCAGGGAGUCUUCUCUUCUCAUGAGGUGGCCAAAGUAUUGGAGCCUCAGCUUCAGGAUCUGUCCUUCCAGUGAGCACUCAGGACUGAUUUCCUUCAGAAUGGAGAGGUUUGAUCUUCUUGCAGUCCAUGGGACUCUCAAGAGUCUCCUCCAGCACCAUAAUUCAAAAGCAUCAAUUCUUUGGCGAUCAGCCUUCUUUAUGGUCCAGCGCUCACUUCCAUUCAUCACUACUAGGAAAACCAUAGCUUUAACUAUACGGACCUUUGUUGGCAAGUUUUUUUAUACUGGCCAGUAAAUUUAUACUGGGAGUAAAUUUUAUACUGGCCAGUAAAUUUAUACUGGGAGUAAAUUGCAGUCUCUUGGGAGUUGGACGUGCCUGUUCUAUAACAUUAUGCUUUACCAAAAAUAUAUAUAAUUUCCCGCAGAAAGUAUCAGAAUGUUCCAUAUUAAAAAAGAAAAAUAGCCCCACCAUUAAAAAUAUGGAACUGUGUUAUUACAGAGUGAGUACAUUCUGUUCAACAGUUUUUUAGCAUCUCGAAACACAUGCACAGUUCACAUUAUAAACACUUUGUAAGCUCAGUGUUUAGAACCCAUUCCAUAUGCCACUUAAUCCAGAGAAUCUUUCUAGAAUGACACCUGAGAAAGAAGCAGGUGGCUCUUAGUUGCUUUGAUCAGGUGCUCUGGCUGCUUUACGUGCUUAAUGGAGAAAGAAGCAUUAAUCCUCCUAAAUCUAAUUAGGGUUUCUCUGAGAAGAAACUGAAUACUGAAAAGGCAAUGUAUUAUUUUUUGAAGGGCUGUGACAUGUUGCAAAGAAGCUUGAAAUCAAUUCAAUUCAUUUUUCUAUAAAAAGGGCCCUCUUGAGGGUUGAGAUGCAACUAAAUGAACAAAAAAGUGUAAGUUUGCUCUUGUCUAUGCUAUGGCUUUGCAUGCUUGGGGAAAUGUUGCAAAUUGGAAUUGCUUCCAGAUUCUGACGGUUCACAGCAUAAAACUCACAAGCCACUUCACUCCCUCUGUAUCAUAUCUCUUCAGACCUUAAGGUGCAAGGCUGAUAAUGUUCUCACUUGACUUUCAAAGGCAAUGUGGCCGCAGUUACUAAUUCUGUGCUUUCAUUUCCAUAGCAGGCUAGAGGUCGUUAAGAAAAUGGGAUAUGAUAUUGAGCGCUUCGUCGGUUACGUGAAUGAAGGUCUCCUGUGCUGUAUCUGCCGAGAUGUGUUGGAAGAUCCCUUGCAGGCUCCUUGCGAACAUGCUUUCUGCACUUCCUGCAUACAUGGGUGGCUUGUUCAUCACAGCAACUGCCCAGAAGAUCGUCAGCCACUUGAUCUGUCUGUCCUUCGACCGCUUUACAGGUGCGUAAUUAUUUCUGAGUCCAACUCGCCGCUAUCAUGAAAUCUAAUCCUACACUAGUAGAUUGAGCAAAUGUGCAAAUGUAAGGCUAAGGGAUGGAGCAUCCUGUUUGAUUAGUUUUCCUUACUAAAGUUACUACCCCAUAUGUCAUGCAAAUUAAUGAAAUUGACUAGGCUAAGUAAGCCUAGAUUUGGUCUAUUUCACUCUGAAGAGAAAAUGUUCCCACAAAGAAAGAGAUGUACAGUGGUACCUCCAGUUGUGCACAGGAUCCGUUCUGGAGCUCUGGUCGGAUCCUGAGGAAUUCGCAACCAGAGGUGCCUGUUCUGCGCACGGCGCGGUAGAGCACUUCUGCGCAUGCGCGUGCAGCAAAACUCAGAAAAAUAUUUCCGGGUUUACCGCAUUUGCAUCUUGAAGGAUACGCAACCAGAGGUGUUCAUAUCCAGAGGUACCACUGUAUAAGAAAAGAGUGCAGCAGCAGGAUGUGCUGCAGACACAUUAACUCUUUGGGGGUUCACUGUGUAGCCUUUUCCAAAUUGGAAUAAAGAGGGAACUGCUUUUAUAGAAAUGCAGGAUAGACAAGAAUGUUCUGUCCCACAGGAUCCAGUGCCAAGUUCCAGUUUAUCAAAAAUAUCUCUAUAUUGUCCUCUUCUCAUACGUGGAAACAUAAUCCUAUUACAUAGGUCCAGAGUAAGUAGCAAAGUCCAGAUUGCUUGCAUCACAAAGCUUCGGCUUGAUCUGAAUUCACACCUCUGAUUGCACCCCUUUUAACCUUGCUGCUUUGCAGAGAAGAAACACACACACACACACACACACACACACACACACACACAAUUUCUGCUAGAACAGAAAUGUGCAGUUGCUAGGAAAAUUCUUGGCUUGACCAAUCUCCUUUUCUCAAGGUUGGAGCAAAUAAUAAUAGUAAUAAUAAUAAUAAUCUGGCUGGGUUUCCCCAGCCACUCUGGGCGGCUUCCAACAAAACACUAAAAUACAACAACCUAUUAAACAUUAAAAGCUUCCCUAAACAGGGCUGCCAUCAGAUGUCUUCUAAAAGUUUGGUAGUUAUUUUUCUCUUUGACAUAUGGUGGAGGGCGUUCCACAGGGCGGGUGCCACUACCGAGAAGGCAAGUUCCCUGUAACUUGGCUUCUCGUAGCGAGGGAACCACCAGAAGGCCCUCGGCGCUGGACCUCAGUGUCCGGGCAGAACGAUGGAGGUGAAGACGCUCCUUCAGGUAUACUGACCUGAGGCCAUUUAGGGCUUUAAAGGUCAGCACCAACACUUUGAACUGCUUAAAGCUUCAUUAACCUACUAACAGUUAAGGUUUUAAAAACACAACUUUUGAAAAACAAAAGGAUAGAACAGCAUAAGUGGUUAUACCCACAAUACAUGUUUUUAAAGUAUUGUAUGUACUAAAGAAUGAACACAUCUUAAACAUAAAUGUCACAAACAAGUGUUGACUUAACUGUGUUGCCAAAUAACGCAAGUUGGCCAUGGUGCUUCUGCUUCAUUAGGGUUGCCAACUUUCUGGAAACGUGUGCAUUUUAAUCGUGACAAGGGGGUGUUGCCUUCCAGGGGCAACAUGCCAGUGGUGAGCAUGGCCUGUGAGGGGUAUAGCAGGGAAGAAAUCCUGACAGCCAGGUAGGUCUGAAGGGUCACAUUCGGUGAUCAGACCUGUGAUUUCCCACCCCUGCCUUAAUGCGAUGGCUGAUCAUAGUCUUAAGUUUUGAGGAAAGGAUAUUAUGGUUAGUGGCUGACAGUGGCCAGGGGAUGUCUUUCCAUAGGAACUAAUUGUUAGAAGAUGGCUUCUUGAUACAGAUAUUUCUCCAGAACGUUAGGAGUAAGGAGGGUGACACCACAGCCAAGCUGAAGUGGUUGGUCGGUGUAAUGUAUGGAAGUUAGUGCAGCAGUUUUAGGGGAUAGGCAGGAGGUAGAGUGUGGAAGCUCUUAACAUCAAGGCUAGAAAUGUCUUGUGCAAGUUGCCUUUCUGGGGAUCUGCUGUUUACCUUUGCCUGUGCUCUGCCUGUAUACUUGCAAGAAAACCAAAUAUUACGCAGUCACGGUUAGUUUGCCAUGUGGCCUCAUUCAAAGAAAACUGAAUCAGUUAGCGCUGACUCUGGAAUGUCUUACCACUCAGAGAACUAGGGAGCAUGUGAUAUGUUAUAUCUUAGCAAGCAGUAUUGCAAGAAUAAAAAUAAUUAACUUCUGUACCCAGAUACAUGAAGAAUGAUCUCAAUCGACUCCAGAUUCACUGCAGGAACAGAGAGUGUGGCUGUGAAAUGGUGUGUUCACUGGAAUCCAUUGACCGACAUGAACGCGAGUGUGAAUGCAGCCGGGUCCCCUGUUCAAAUAGCGGUAGGUAGAAUGCAGAGAUGGUUAUCUUGCAAACAGAUGGUAGAUCUCCGUUUUCACCUGAAUUCAGUCCCACGGUUCUGGAAUGUAGACUAAAGGGAAUUCCCAGAGUUAGUGGCUGUUGCAGAGUGGGCCUUCUCUGUUUCUUUGCCUGUGUGAACACCCCUUCCUGUUCCAUUUCUACCUGUUGCCAACGCUAGCCAAAGCAAGGUAUGGAUUCAGUGUUGUUGUUUGGGGAACUGAAAGGCAGCUGAUGUGCCAUUGGCCCCGUGGAGAAUCUUUGUACCUGCGCACAGUAGGAAACACUAACCUAGAUUCCUCAAGAGUGGUGGUAGUGGGACGCGGGUGGCGCUGUAGGUUAAACCACAGGGCCUAGGGCUUGCCGAUCAGAAGAUCGGCAGUUCAAAUCCCCGCGACGGGGUGAGCUCCCGUUGUUUGGUCCCUGCUCCUGCCAACCUAGCAGUUCGAAAACACGUCAAAGUGCAAGUAGAUAAAUAAUUACUGCUCUGGCGGGAAGGUAAACGGCGUUUCCGUGCGCUUCUCUGGUUCGCCAGAAGUGGCUUAGUCAUGCUGGCCACAUGACCCAGAAGCUGUACGCCAGCUCCCUCAGCCGAUAGAGCGAGAUGAGCGCCGCAACCCCAGAGUCGGCCACGACUGGACCUAACGGUCAGGGGUCCCUUUGCCUUAAAAAAAAGAGAGAGUGGUGGUAGUGCUGUUGUUAGCAUCCUUCUGUCUUGAGAGAGAAUGGAGUGCGCCUCUAGGGGUAAGUCAAACUGCUGGAGAAUCACAGGGGCUGCAGAAACCAGUAGCUCGUCACUGCUGCCUUCCACAUUGUUUUUGCUGCAUUAGCAGCACUGAAGUGACCUCUCUGGAGCACAGUCUGUCAUUGUCUCCAUGUCAGAAGAUUAUGGGGAAAAUGAAAUAAUUCUCUCUCUCUCUGGUGCACUUCCUCCAAUCUUCUGCUUUCCAAUCAGGUUGCCCAGCUCGGGUUGAAAGACGUAACCUAGACAGCCACUUGGCCGUGUGUGAAUACAGGAGCCGCGAGUGCCCCAAAGGUUGUGGGUAUGCCAUCCUCAGUGCUGAUGAUGCGCAACAUAACUGUGUGGCAGAGCUGAGAACAGAACUCGAACUGCUCAGGUAAAGCUAUUCUUCCCCUUACCUUGGCUGCUCAUGGAUUGACUUGGCCCUCCAGAUGUUUGGGGACUACAAUUCCCAUCAUCCCUGACCACUGGUCCUGUUAGCUAGGGAUGAUGGGAGUUGUGGUCCCAAAACAUCUGGAGGGCCAAGUUUGGCCAUGCCUAAAGCAUGAACUGACACCUAAAUAUUUUGCCCAUCUCUCUAAAACAUACACAAGGGGACUGUUCUUCAAUACUGCUGCAAUUUCCUGGGUGCUCAGGAAACCAGUUUGGUAACUUGGCAAAUUGCUUCUAUUGCUAUCACCAUCUCUUCCUCCUAUCUUCCCACCCGAGUUACACCUGGUAUUCUAUCAUCCUGAUUUGAUUGAAAUAAAAGAUUUGUUGACAUCUUUUUUGUGUAACAUAAGCUUGUGCGCUGCUUAGUGGUAACCUGAAACCUAAGUUAAUCAUAAAUGAAAAGCUUCUUUGCCAGUACUAGCUUAUGGGAUCUGCCUAUGUGAGUGAAGCUGGGGCUGUUAAAAUGAGAUGUUUAUCUUGGGCCAAAGGAAGAUGCAGAUAUUGCAUAAAACAGAUGGAAGAUUAAAAAAAAAAGAACUUGUUUGUGACUUACAGAAUAAUUAGUGCAAAACUGAUGGAUUAAACACUACUUCCUGUUUUGGUAAUUAGUGGCCCUGUUCACGUAUAAUGGUAAGCCCUGAUCUAAAACAAACCAUCUCUUUUUGUGAAUGAUCAAUUUCCUGGUGCACACGGUUCAGCUGCACCAGCUGCCCUCCUCCCAAGCGGAAACAAAUCAGCGUAUUAACUUAGCUUACAUAUGAACAGGUGCAUGUUGUUUGUUUCAGUCCAAGCAAUCCUUUUCAAAAUUAAAGCAGGAUGAACAGUAAGAUAAGACAAUGGCGGGAGGGAUUGCCACAGUCUUUUUUCCCAGACAUUCGCCCCCUUAAAAAAAAAAAAUUGCCAAGUGCAUAAAACUGAAUGUGCAUACGUUUCAAGUUUCCUCUGUAUUCAGAUUAAAGACAGAUAGUCUGAUUAACAAAAAGUGUUUUGUUUUUUAAGGUCAGAGAUGAUCUGCCGGAUGGAAGAAGCAAAACAUGAGAUGGAAUCUCGACUAGAUUCUCAAAGGAAGCAUAUGGUGCAAAAGGAGAGUCUUUUGCAAAAUCAGAUUGAAGAGCUAAAGGUAAACGAAUUGUAUUGCCAUUAGCUACGAGGUCAUCUCCCUCCCUUAAAAUGUUGCCUCUGGUGAAUUGGUAUUCCUGACAGCUUUAUUCUGUGCUGUACAGUGGAACCUCAGGUUAAGUACUUAAUUCGUUCCGGAGGUCCGUUCUUAACCUGAAGCACCACUUUAGCUAAUGGGGUCUCCCGCUGCCACCGCGCCGCUGGAGCACGAUUUCUGUUCUUAUCCUGAAGCAAAGUUCUUAACCCAAGGUACUAUUUCUGGGUUAGCGGAGUCUGUAACCUGAAGUGUCAUGGGACCAAGACGGCUCUGGUUGCCCUAACAGAUGAUCUCCGCAGGCAGCUGGAUCGAGGCGGGUCGGGGCUGCUGAUUCUUCUAGACCUGUCAGCAGCCUUUGACAUGGUCGAUCAUGAACUCCUGGACCACCGCCUUGCCGACGUGGGUAUCCAGGGCACAGUCCUUCAAUGGCUGUGCUCGUUUCUCUCUGGUCGGGGACAGAGGGUGGCGCUUGGGGAAUUGGCAUCGCGCCACUCCUUGGUAUGUGGAGUGCCUCUGUGCGAUACUCUCCCCGAUGCUUUUUAACAUCUUUAUGCGCCCCCUCGCCCAGCUUGUCCGGAGUUUUGGGCUGGGUUGCCAUCAGUAUGCCGAUGACACCCAACUCUAUCUGUUGAUGGAUGGCCAUCCUGACUCGGCCCCAGACACACUGAUCAGAUGUUUGGAAGCUGUGGCUGGAUGGUUACAUGGGAGCCGGUUGAAGUUAAAUCCUUCGAAGACAGAGGUCCUCUGGCUGGGACGGGACGAUAUGGGAUUGAGGGAGCAACUCCCAUCUCUUGCGGGGGUGCAAUUAGUGCCAGCACCGUCCGUUAAGAGUUUGGGUGUAAUCUUCGAUACCUCCCUCUCCAUGGAGGCGCAGAUUGCAGCUAUAACAAAGGCGGCAUUUUUUCAUCUCCGCCAAGCUAAGCAGUAGGCUCCUUACCUCUCUCGCCCUGACCUAGCCACUGUGAUCCACGCAACGGUCACCUCCAGACUGGAUUAUUGUAACUCGCUCUACGUGGGGCUGCCCUUGAAACUGACCCAGAAACUCCAGCGGGUGCAGAAUGCCGCGGCAAGACUCCUUACGGGGUCUUUGCUGCAAGAUCACAUUCACCCGGUGCUAUACCAGCUGCACUGGCUCCCGGUGGAGUACAGGAUCAGGUUUAAGGUGCUGGUUUUAACCUUUAAAGCUCUAUACGGCCUAGGACCCUCGUACCUAUGGGACACCCUCUCCUGGUAUGUCCCACAGAGGAACUUACGGUCUUCAAAUAAAAACAUCCUGAAGGUCCCAGGCCUCAGAGAGGUUAGGCUGGCCUCAACUAGAGCCAGGGCUUUCUCGGCUGUGGCUCCAAUCUGGUGGAACGCUCUGUCACAAGAGACUAGGGCCCUGUGGGACUUGACAUCUUUCCGCAGGGCCUGCAAGGCAGAGCUGUUCCACCAGGCCUUUGGUCAGGGAGCAGCCUGACUCCCUCCUUUGGCAAGUUCACAGAACUUUAGCUUAAUGGUUGCCAUCAAUUUGAUUUUAAUUAAUUUUUGUAAUGAAAUGUUUUUAGAACGUUGCACUAUUUUAUUGUUGUUAGCCACCCUGAGCCCGGCUUCGGCUGGGGAGGGUGGGAUAUAAAUAAAAUUUAUUAUUAUUAUUAUUAUAAGUGUAUGUAACCUGAAGCGUAUGUAACCCGAGGUACCACUGUACUUUUUCAGUUUCCAGAAGGUAGCCGCAGUCCUCAAGCACCUGACAGCUACCUUCCCCAACCUUGUGUUGUCCAGGUGAUUUGGACUACAAUUCCAAUCAUCCUUGCUCAUUGGCCAGGCCAGCUGGGACUGAUGGGAGUUGAAGUCCAACAUCAGCGGGGGAGCAUCAAAUUGGGGAAGUCUCACCUACAGCAUCUAUUUUAGAACCAAUAGUUUCAGCAGCAGGUAUUUUAACUACAAUUCACAUAAGCAAGGAAGCAUUGCUAUUGGUGACUGGCAAACUUCCUCCAGUCCCAUUAGUAUUAUAUUAAUUUGGAGAUGGACCAUUAAUAAAAAACCAGAUACUUCCAAGUUGGCCUAGAAGAGCCUUCCCUACCACACAUCCCCCACCUGCUGAGUUCUCUUUUCCCAAAUGUAUUGGAAUAACAGGGAGAGCACAAUCAUUGCAAUAGCCCUCAGAAUGCCCAUGCACAUUUUGCUUUACCCUCAACUCUGGGUACAGAAGCAUUUGGGUCUGGGCCCAAGUCAUUCCUGGACAAUGCAGCCUCUUUCCCUUGCCUUGGAGAGCGGGCAGAAACAGAUCUGUUUUGCAGCAGUCUGGAUACCUGAAAGGCGCAGAUCCAUGAAAUGUAGGCUCUGUUAUCUGUAUGCUACCCUGAGGUCCUUGGAGGAAGGGGAAGAAACAAAUGUAAUAGAUAGGGAAUUGUGAGCAUCUAACUGUUAACAGGCAGUCCCAAUGCAACACUUGAAAAACUCCCUUACGCUUUUCAGAGCCAGAUGUCCAGGAUGUCGUCUGACAUACGUACCCUGCUGGCAACAGAGAGGCAGCAUCACCAAGAACUGGAGCAGGCACAGCUUGAAAAGCUAGAAUUACUGGAGUUAGUGAAGACUCUCCAGGAAGACUGUCGGUUGACUAGGGAUGGAAGCAAGAAAGCAACACAUGUUCGACCUCUGACCCGACUGGAAAGCAUGAAGUGAAAGCCAUAGGUGGCUGUUAUUUAAGAUUAGAUUGCUGCAGUCUGUUUUAUGUGGUGCUUCCUUUUGCUGGAUCUGGCAACUGACAAUUAGUGCAGAAUCCUGCAGCCCACCUGCUGACAGCAAUGAGAUUCUGUCAGCAGAUAACACCUCCGCUCAGAGAUCUGCACCGAUUGCAGGUUUGUUACCGGACCAACUUCAAGCUGUUAGCAUUAGUAUAUAAAGCCCUUAACAGUUAGAAACAGUUUACUUCAGGAAUUGCCUUACCCCGUAUAUUUCUAUUCAGUCAAUUCAGUCUUCAGCACUGGCACUAUUACAGGUGCACCACACUUGGAACUCCAUGCCUAUUGACAUCAGGCAAGCACAUUCACUGCACUUUUUCCAGUGUCUGCUAAAACAUUUUUGUUCAGGCAAGUUUUUCCAGACAUGAAAAAGUUAACAUUUUGGUCUGUUUUUAGCUUAGCGGUUUAUUUCAGUUAUUUUUGAGUUACUAAAUUCCUGUCUUAUGGUUUUACUAUUUUUUAGUUUUACUCUUAGGAAUAAUAAUAAUAAAAAGAUCUGAAGGGGGGGUGGGGAGAGAACAAAGUUCUGUGUACUCAGGAGAAGAAACAAAAAAGAAGCAAAUAGAAAAAUGAAGGAAUCUAAUGAAACUUGGCUUAAGCCAGGAGAGCCAAGGAGGAACGUAUAGCUGCAUCAGGCAGGAGAAAAGCCUGAGGGAAAUGGACUAACUUCCCACAAACCUUUGCUCCUACUUGUGUCAGCUGACAAGAGAUGACCCAUACCAUUGGCUAUGGUAUCCUAUGAAAUGAAUUGACCUAAUAAAACUAAUAUAACAUGUCCGUGUUGUGUGCGGGUGUAUGUAUAUAUAGAAGUGAAAGCUUACAGAUUAUGUAUUCUUGAAGUUAAGGACUCAGAGAUUUGGUAAGAGUGCACACUAUACGCAGAGAUGGAAAAUACAUGCAAAGGAAAACAACUGCUACUCAGGCAGCUACAUGCAUG